CAAAAAAAAAAAUAUCCUCUCUUCUUCUCCUCUCAACUUCCUCUCGGGUGUUUUAGAAAAGAAUUCAUCUUAUCAAAUAUAUUUCAUUCUCCAUCAUAUCUUUCAUUAUCUUCCUCUUCCACAAAUCUAGUUUCAACCUGUACCGCAUGAAGAUUAUUGGAUCACACCUACAAGUAUGCCUGUCUUACUGCCAGAUCCAUCGUUGUUGAGAAAAUCAGGUAGACCAAAGACUUCACGUUAUCACAACGAGAUGGAUUGGACAGAACAAAGUGCUCAACAACGAUGCUCAUUUAGUAGCCAACUUGGUCAUAACCGACGGUCGUGUACUUUGUUAAGGAGACAAGCACCUGAUAGUUAGACAUCUUUCUUUAAUGCCAUUGAUUUGUACUUUUUUUGUGUAGAUAAUGGCAUUAAACCGAGGACCAAUUGAUCCGGACGUUUUAUAUGAUCAGAACAUUCACCAAUUAGAAACUGUGUGGGAUGAUCGUAAUACGCCCGAGAUAAACUGUAGACGACGUGAGGCAGUUGUCCAACGUACUAUCCCACUACACCGCAACAUACUUCCACUGCUACGUGCUUCAAGAUUUUAUGGGCUUGCCAGAUUGGGGUUCAUCCAGUUAGACUGGCAUUUGAUCACUGCACUUCUGGAGAGAUGGAGACCGGAGACGCAUACAUUUCACAUGCCAGUUGGAGAGUGCAUAAUUACGUUGCAGGAUGUAGAAGUUUUGGUGGGAUUACCAGCUGAUAACGAGCCCGUUAUCGGUCAGAUGCAUGAUGAUUGGUUGCAUGUUUGUCAAGAGUUACUUGUUGUGAUCCCACCUCCUGAACAAAUUAGGGGGCAGAGAUUGAGUUUAACAUGGUUGGGGGCAGAGUUUCAUGAAUUGGCUAACGAUGUCGAUGAGGAAACUAUCACACGUUAUGCACGGGCAUAUAUUUUACAGUUGAUGGGUGGGAGUAUUUUCGCAGAUAAAUCAACUCGUUAUGUGCACAUAAUGUUCCUACCAUUCUUAGCUAAUCUAUACCACACGGGGCGAUAUUCUUAGGGUGGAGCCUGUUUGGCAUGGUUGUAUAGACAAUUAUGCAAGGCAUCCAAACAAGGUGUUCGUGAAAUAGCUGAGCCACUAAUAUUAUUACAAAUAUGGGCUUGGGAACGAUUCCCAAUAGUGGCUCCGCAACUCCUACAUGUCAAUGCUAAUCAAUUACACGGUCGAGCUUAUGGUUCAAGAUGGAGAGAUCAAUUUUGUGUGGCAAGAUCGGCUACACAUGUAGUCUCUCAGUAUAGGUACAUGUUUGAUCUUCUUCAACCUAGUCAGGUACGUCAUCCUGAACUUCAAAUUCAAGUUCCAUAUUUUUUUUAAGUUCUCAGUAUAGGUACGUUAUUUGUUUCAUACAAUUUGUUUCAUAUUGUCUGGGAGCCGUACAAAACUGUCAUAGAUAGCUUGCCACAUUUUUGUACAAACGGUCACGACAUAUGGCGGACGAUUAGUCCUCUCAUAUGUUUCUACAUUGAUAGAGUUGCUCAUUUAGUGAUGUGAUGGCAUAAUCGCAGAAGGUUUACUGCUACGGGACCUCCAAUUGAGCAGUUUGAUAUGGAUGUAACUCAAGAAAACAUCCAUUGGUACAAAAACAUUAGCAAGCUCUAUAUCACCCAACCGGGAGCUGCUAUGAGUCAUCUGAGAUCAAACAAUAUUAGACUUCGGAAUGUUGCAGAUGAUCCACAACAGGUUCUAAAUAUAUGCAACGAUAACGAGCAGUAUAUGGAGAACAUCCACUAUAUGUACGAUGUCCCUAUUGUACCUGCUCCUGUUCAGAGGAGACGUCCUCUAGUGCAAGAGCCCGAUCAAUUGGAAGAAGUUGACCAACACGGGGAAGAAGUGCCUCCAAUGACACAGGCACAAAGCGAGCAUAAUUACAUUAGUCCAGUAAUGAUGAUGCCAACAUUUGGAACGACAUAUUAUGAUUCAGGAGUCGGUCAAUCGUCAGACUUUGGAAGAGGAUAUUACAAUUCAGAGGCAGGUCAAUCAUCAACGGACUUUGGGCAACAAUACUAUGAUUUAGGGUGCGAUCCAUCGUCUUCAUACAUGCAUGGUCACGGGCGUGGUCGUGGAGAACAUAAUGAAUAUUUGUACUACGAAGUGCCUGCAGCGGUACCCGAGCAAUUAAAUGAGCUACAGCAACAAGAGAAUGCAGCAGUACCCGGGCAAUCAGAUGAGCAACAACAACAAGAGAAUCAGGAGGAAAUACAACAACAGAGAGUUCAAAGUCGACGACGACAACCAGCUAGAAAUCGUCGACGUCCAGGUUGUGGAACACAUUGAUUUUUUUUCCUUUGAAUGAAAAUUGUUAAAUUAUUGUAUUAAACAUUUUGAUUCAUAUUUAAUUAUUUUACAAUCAAAAGUACUUACUACAAA
This is a messenger RNA of Cucumis melo (muskmelon), 2411 nucleotides long. RefSeq lists its product as uncharacterized. NCBI's taxonomy places the organism in Eukaryota, Viridiplantae, Streptophyta, Magnoliopsida, Cucurbitales, Cucurbitaceae. The record is from RefSeq and is a predicted model, not a curated record. The coding region runs from base 1590 to 2318 and encodes 242 amino acids. The transcript is spliced from 5 exons.